AGCUUUGUUAUUUUGAUAUUUUCCUUGUACAUUCUGUAGGUUUUUAAUUAUUUUUUAGUCAGUUUUUUGUUGGAAUAUAUAAUAAUGUGAAUUCUUAACUAUUAAGGUAGUCAGAUUUGUUUGCAUUAUUCAUAAUUUUGGAGAGUCUUUAGUGAAAUAUUUAAAUUAGUCAUAUACAUUUGCAUAAUUCUUAAUAUUAUGAUAGGGUCCUAGCCAUCCAUCCAUCCAUCCAUUCUCUAUACAACGCUUUAUCCUCACUAGGGUCGCGGGGAGUGCUGGAGUCUAUCCCAGCUGACUUGGGUGAAGGCAGGGGACACCCUGGACAGGUUGCCAGUCUGUCACAGGGCUACAUUUACAGACAAACAAUCACUCUCGCAUUCACACCUACGGGAAAUUUAGAAUAAUUAAUUAACCUCAGCAUAUUUUUGGACUGUGGGAGGAAGCCGGAGUACCCGGAGAAAACCCACGCAUGCACAGGGAGAACAUGCAAACUCCAUGCAGAAAGAUCCCAGGCCCAGGCCAGGAAUCAAACCGGGGAUCUUCUUCCUGUAAGGCGAAAGUGCUAACCACUACUCCACGGUGCAGCCCAGGGUCCUAGCCAUUAUAUUUAAUUCAGUCAGAUACAUUUGUAUUUUAUCACACUUUAUAUGAAAGUGUAUUUUAUAUAAUAUUGAAUGUUUUCUACUGUAAUAUUUAAAUGACUUAGGCAAAUUCACAAUUAACGACCCUGUUUGGAAAACCUACAAUGUUUAACACCAACGAGCUUUGUUGUUUUGACAUUAUUUCCUUUUAUAUUUUGUAGGGUCUUAAAGUUUUUUUAAUCAGUCAGGUUUUUUUUGUUAGAAUAUAUAGUAAUAUAAAUUUUUAAUCUCAACUAUUUAAUAAUGAAAUUAUCUGAAUUUCUGAAAUUAUUUCAAGUAGAAACUUGAAGAAUUAAUAUUAUGGAAAGCCUUAAAAUUUGAUUUAGUCAGAUAAGUUUAUAUUUUACCAUGCUUUAUAUGAAAGUGUGUUUUAUAUAAUAUCAUGUUUUAACUGUAAUGUUUAAUCUGCUCAGGUAAAUUCACAUAAUAAAUAAUACUGUAUAUAAUAAAAAAAUAAUGACAGUGUUUAUCACAUCCGAGUUUUGUAACUUUAAUGCUUUAUCAUUUUAAUUUAUACUCAUUGUUAAUUUCUUUAGGUAUUCUAUUAGAGUAUAUGCUGUAAGUUAGUCUUAAAAUUGAAGUUAAUCAGGUAAACUUGCAUAUUAAUAAUAUUGUCAGCUCUUAGCCUUAAUUAGUUCAUCAGAUAAUUUUCUGAGCUAAAAAGAAAAUACUUCAGCUCAAUGGUUAAUCUUUUAAAAGUGCUCUAUAAAAAAGUGGCUUGGCUUAUUUUUUAUUUUAGACUUACAUAUGACCAUAAUCUGCAAAAUGACACAGUCCAGACAUCAGAGGAAGGACAUGAAGGACAAAGUUCUAUUUCUGUUCAGACCUCUGCAACGAGAAAGCUGUGCUGGACAGGGAGCAGCUAUAUUUAUGGCGGUCCAGACAGAAAACCUCAACUUCUGACGCAGCUGGAGGCCUUUCUGAACAAGGAGCUGCACAAUAUCAGCCCGAGUGAGCCAAAAUUUCCGGAAUUGAAACUGCAGGUUUACCGUAACGUCUUCGGCUGUUUCAUCAAAGCAUUCAAAACCUACCAACCCCUGUUGUCUGCCAUCAAAAAGGAAUAUGACAACAUGUUAGUGCUUCAACAGGAUCAGAUCCGUGACCUGGAGCCUCUCCGAUCCCAUCUGAGGCUGCUGACGGAGGAAUGUGACCGGAAGAUUCAGGCUCGAUGGGGAGAAGAGCAGGCCGAGAUCAGAGCUUUGAAAAGCGAGAAGCAGCAACUGCAGAAGGACAUCGAGGCCAUGAGGGAGAAAGAAAAGGCCACGCAGACGGUAGACCACCUGCAGGCCGAACUGUCCCACCAGUAUCUGCAGUACCGGGAGGAACGAGAUGCAAGGAAGUUACUGAUCUGGCAGCUCAAUGACCUGACGAGAGUUUCUGAGAAGAAAGAGAAUCCUGCAGAUGAAGAUUCAGAACAGAAGGACCGUGUGGAGCUGAAACUCGCUCUCAAAAUGUGUCGGGAAGAUCUGACUAAGACUCAGGAGGAGCUCAGCAGGAUGAAGGCCGACUACUGGGAUGUUGUACCGAGACGGAACUGGGACAAACUGGAAGAAGAACACAAAGAUUCUCUGCUGCAGAUGAAGACGUUGCAGAGAGACUUUGACCAGCUGAAGACUGAGUUUGACAUCCUGCUGGAGCUCCACAACAGAAGCAACACAAGGACUCACGUCUCCACCGCUGUGCAGACGGAUGCGAGUGUGUUUCAAGGACAAAGCCAGAUUGAGUCCAGCCAACCAGUCGAGCCGAUCACCUCCAAUGCCCCUGAAAGUGGCACACAAACUGUCGGCGAGUCGAGGGACGGCCUGGGGACAGCCAGGUCAGAUGAGGGAACGGAUGAACAUGUGGCCUCGACUGGAAGCAGACAGCAGCAGCAGCAGUGACGCCAUUUACUCUCAGAGACUCCACCGUGUGGCUCAGAGCAGCAAAGGCCUCAAAUCUUGAUGUAGCUCAAACAGCGUGAUUCAUAUCUGGCAGCCGGUGAACAUGUUGAAUUAAACAUUAGAGGCUGUGGUUUGCCCUGUAAAGGAACAAGUUAGGGUUGUAAGUGUUGUAGCUGCAUAUCGCCACGUCUGAAUGUGUGAAAACUGCAUUUAAAUCUGUAAAUGUGUUAAAAGAAAACAUUUCAGUGUCAUGAAUUGAGAUAUUUGAAAUUCAGAUUUUGAAUCUGUGAGAUCUGUAGCUGUGCAUGACAUUUUAAGAAGAAAAUAUUUACACAAAGAAUGUGCAAGAGCAAAAAAGGAAAUCUGCACAAAUGUUUGCAGCUAAAAAUCGAAUUAGUUUGCAGUCAGUCUAACCCUAACCCUAUCUGUUUGUGAGAGGAAAAAGUUCAGUGCAGAAUGAUUGAAAAACAUCAUUUGAUAUCGUGUCAGCAAAGCACUUUUACACAUUCACACAUUUUAAUGUAUUCAUGCAAAAUGUUUUCACACAUUGAGAUAUUUACAAUCCCAAUUUGUUAAUUAAAAAAAAAAAGUAAAAAAAAAAAA
Messenger RNA from Acanthochromis polyacanthus (spiny chromis), 3124 nucleotides. It is a transcript of the gene tsnaxip1, whose product is annotated as translin-associated factor X interacting protein 1. The transcript has 9 exons. The record is from RefSeq and is a predicted model, not a curated record. The coding region runs from base 1322 to 2521 and encodes 399 amino acids. NCBI's taxonomy places the organism in Eukaryota, Metazoa, Chordata, Actinopteri, Pomacentridae. Gene Ontology annotation, cellular component: cytoplasm.